UUAUCGGUUGAAGCAUUAUCAACGCAUGGUCGCCAUUUUGUUGGUUGGCAAAACAUUAUAAUAAUUUUCGUAUUAUGCACAGUAAAGUGUAUCUGAUGGUUCAUUAUUUAAGUAUUUUGUAAAUGUAAAUGCAUUACAUUUAAGCUGAUUUUUAUGUUACAUUAAUUAUAGUAAUUAUGCCAGUAUCUUGUGUGGCAUAUGGAUGUACCAAUAGGUAUAAAUCCGGUCAAAAUAUUCAUUUUUUUCGAUUUCCUUUGAAUAAUGAAAAUGUAAACCAAAAGUGGAUUAUUGCAUUGAGACGAAAAAAUUUUAUACCAUCCCAAUGGAGUCGUAUAUGCAGUAUUCAUUUUAUUGACAAUGAUUAUGAAAUAAGACCUGGUACCACUAAACCAUGUUUAAAAAUUGAUGCUGUACCAUCAAAUUUCCCAUCUUUUCCUUCUUACCUUCAAAAACCUGCCAAAUGUCCUAAUAAAUAUUCUCACUCUAUAUUAGUUAAUGUCAAAAAUAGAGGAGGGUUGAUUAAAAGUUCAAUUAAUGUAAUUAAAAUAGUUAGAGUUAUUGAAAAUACCUUAAUUCAAUUAACUUUAGGUCUUAGUACAUUAAAUAUACCAGGUUUAAAGAAUAAAGAAACAGACGAGAAGGAAAGUGAAAUCGAUAAGCCACAAAUCGUGGUUCUUGAAGUAACUACACAUAACAAAGAAACUGAAGAGAAGGAAAGUGAAGUCGAUGAGCCACAAUACAUUGUUGAGAACCUAAAAACUGAUAAGAAUAUCUAA
This is a messenger RNA of Metopolophium dirhodum (rose-grain aphid), 776 nucleotides long. RefSeq names its product THAP domain-containing protein 5-like. NCBI's taxonomy places the organism in Eukaryota, Metazoa, Arthropoda, Insecta, Hemiptera, Aphididae. The transcript is spliced from 3 exons. Bases 177 to 776 code for a protein of 199 amino acids. The record is from RefSeq and is a predicted model, not a curated record.